Drosophila hydei is the source of this 812-nucleotide messenger RNA. RefSeq lists its product as uncharacterized. The record is from RefSeq and is a predicted model, not a curated record. The coding region runs from base 36 to 812 and encodes 258 amino acids. NCBI's taxonomy places the organism in Eukaryota, Metazoa, Arthropoda, Insecta, Diptera, Drosophilidae. The transcript has 2 exons.
UUUGUAAACGCGGCGGCGACAAAUUAUAUCUUAAGAUGGCCUCAACGAGCUAUUCGCUUAAUUUUGAUAGGUCCAUUGAACCUCGCAGCACGUCCACACCCGUGCAAGCUUCACUAUCGCAGUUGCACAAGGCUCUCAUUGAAUAUGCAACAAUUUCCUCCCGAUUGCUGUUCAUACAAGAUCCUAACGUAUACACUGACUUUCAUCACUCCAACGAAUCAUUUAACGAAUAUUCGAAAGCGGAGCUUUGUGAAAUUAUGCUAAAAUUGAUUUUGCCAAAUGUUCACUUAUACCAAUUGUCGUCGGCAAUAAAGAAUCGUUUGAAAUUGUUGGAAUUGCAUCCGUGCUUUGAACAAACCCACCACGGCUAUCAAUACUCACCAAAUCGUCUCGGCGUUCCAAUCGUCCUACAGCCAACAUGUGAUUUUAACCUGUCGGGAGAACUGCCAACGUUGAUGUCCGAACAGCGUACACAAACAGGUAGCACUACUCUCCAGUUGGAUACACUGAAGCGUACCGGCGAUAGUUCCCAUACCAUUUUACUUGAAGGCCAUGCCCAUGGGCCCAAGUUCGAACUGAGCUUGGACAUUGCAGCACUCCUUUCCGCAAUGCUUUCCAAUGAUUGGGAACUGUCUUCCAACGAAAUGCACCAUGCAUCCAAAAUCAGAAGGCGCUUGCAGCGCGCCAAAUUCAAUUUCCAGGAGACCGGAAAUACAUCGCCAUAUCGUGCAAAUCUCGUGCAACUCGUUGAUAACAUGGAUAUGUUCGAAAAGCUUAAAAAACAUCUGAAUAGAAGCUUUUCUAAUUUGUAA